GUAAAAACAGGCAGGAAGCGCAGAGCGGAGCACGACAGAGAGCAGAGAAGAAGAAGAAGAAGAAGAAGAAGAAGAAGAAGAAGAAGACCAGCACACAUACACAGACGAAAGACAGGAGAGAAAAAGAAGAAGGAAGCAGCAGAGGAGAGGAGGAGGAGGAGGAAGAGUGUGUUGGAUAUAGCUACUGUUUUGCGGGUGUUUUGCGGGGAAUGUGCGGCUCCUCCACAACUUUCUGAAUCUCUGCUCUAAUGGUGAGAGGAGGACGCAGAGGAUGGGAGUAACCUGGUCCUCCAAAUGCCUCGCACUCUUUCUAGCUCUACACAUAGUCUCUGUGUUGCAGACGGUGCUGGUCAGUGCUGGUCAAUGUGACUCCGUGUUUAAAGGUUUCUCAGACUGUCUGCUUCAGUUGGGGGAGAACAUGGCCCACUAUCCCCAAGACCUGGACGACAGGCAGAACCUGCACCAGAUCUGCCGUUACUGGGAUAACUUCCACUCCUGUGCCACGACAGCGCUGGCCGACUGCCAGGAGGGAGCGACGGACCUCUGGGAGAAACUGAAAAGGGAGUCCCGCAACCUGGAGUUCCGUGGGAGUUUGUUUGAACUCUGUGGCGGCAGCAACACAGCCCCCAGAUCAGCUGAUGCCAGGGGCCUCGCCUUGGUCCUAACCACACUGCCCACCAUACUGACUUGGCUGGCGUUUUAACAGAAAACAAGGAGAAACAUAAAAAAUAAAUAAAUAAAUAACACAAAGAAGAAAAAAAGGAAAAAUGAAAAAAGAAAAUAGAAAAAGAGUGAUAGCUCCUCUUCAAUAUUGAAAAAACAACUAAGUUUGAAUUCAUCACCAGAAAACUACACCCAAAAUGGAUUUUUACUACAUCACUCUAUGGCGGUCUGUUUUGCCUUUCUGGGACAUCUGCAGACCGUCCGCCUGGAGCGCUCAUCCAAUCACACGCUGACCUGACCUGGAGGUCGAUAACAUGAAAUAUUCAACACGCCGUUGAGCUGAAAUGAUGACAAUGAUGAAAAUUUGAUGGAUCCUCGUCCGCUUACAAUUGUGGAAUUACACAGUAUUAAAGUCAUCCAUGAAUUAUUGAUGUUUAGUAGGCUAGGCCUAGACAGCACUAUGUGACUGCCGAGUGCUGACACAGUAUCAGGCUAUAUAUUAGGGUUCCCAUAUAGCCUAAGGUACACAUUCAUGUGCAACAUGAGGCUGAGCUUAUUGCCACAAAAUCAAUAAGACAAGCCAAGGCUGAGAGCCCAUUUCAGACCGGUCGCCUCAUUUCCAUCACGGACAGUUUUUCCUUUUUAAAAAAUAUUGCGCCAAGUUGACUGUGUUGAGCCCGGUAGAUCUGAUGGACUGAAUGCUUGAUUGUGAUGUAAAAUUUGUAUUCUUAUUAGCUGUUUAUUGUGCUCAGGCUAAGGUCACACCAGCUUUUAUCACCGCGGCAUUUUGCACCAAAGUGAAUUCAAGUUCAAUCGGCAAAGUCCGUUUUGCAUAAUGUCCUCCUGUACAGGUAAACUUUGGUGGACUUUUAACAGGUAAAUUUGUGGCAUUGAAGCAAACCUGCAAUGACUAACCUUUGACCCAAGCAGCAUGGCUUCCAGUCAGUUUUGUGCCAGCUGUAGGCGUAUUCUUAAAUUUAUAGUACUUUACUUUUGGUUGUUACACUGGCUAGCUUGCCCGCCCUGCUAGCUACCACAUAUAAAAUCAAUGCCACGUGAAGAAAUCUUGGUCUGCUAGUUUCUGAUGUGACCAUAGCCUGCUUUUUCCCCACCAAACUCUGAGGUGCAGGGAUGUAGGCUAGUUGAGAGUAUAACGCCUGCUUUUCAUUAACAGGUUAGACUGAUGUUAAAUUGCAUGAUUGCAGUUCAGAAAGGUUCAAAACAUUUCAGGAAAUGAACACAAACUCCAAAAACACACACAGUAACCUUGAAUCAACCUGCCUAGUAGACAGAUUCAUGGACCCACUGCUGCCAGUUGGGAUUAAAUCCCAUCCCAAAUCCACACCUAAGAAAUUGUCAAAUUGCAAUCAACCCCUCUCAGGUGGCUAUGUGUUCUUAAGCAUCUAAAAUAAAUUACAUGUCAUUUGAACCAUUGUAGCUUUUAGAACAGACCUAGAUGGAUAACAGUUCAGUUUAGCAACUAAACAAGAUUGAGUCACUUAAAUUUAUAGUUCAAUCUAGCUGACCUGGCCUUAUCUGGUUUUGGCUACUUACAGGCUAAAACAGACAAUGUUUGGGUUAGCGGCUAAAUGGGAUUGUGUCAGUUUGCUAACCACUUGGUUUAGCAGCCAAUCCAGAAUCAUCAGGUUAGCUAUCAGCCGCAGCAUCUAAAUCAGACUGAUGAAAGCUAACAGUUCAGUUUAGCAGCUGGAUCAGAUUUAGUCAGGUUAGGCUAUAAGUUUGAUUCAGAUAACCUAAACUAAUCUGGUUUGGCUGCUAACAGUUUGGAGGCUAAAAAAGAAGGGGUCUGCCCAUUGGUCCGACAACCCACUGGUCCGACAUCCCAUUGAUCCGACCAUAUUAAACCCAUUGUUCCAAAGUCCUGUUGCUCCAAAAUCAUCAUGAUGCCCUGUGGUUAAGGUCUGGUUAGGUUUAGGCACAAAAACCACUUGGUUAGGGUCAGGAAAAGAUCAUGGUGUGGGUUAAAAUGAAAAAGAAAGUGGCAAACACAUAAGCCGUGAGCCUGCUCCGCCUCAAGCCGGUCGCGGCGCACCAUACGCCCGCCGCGAGCCGUUCAGCACCGCAGACAGUCGGACUAAUGGGUUGUCGAACCAAUGGACUGUCGAACCAAUGACAUGGACCCAGAUCAGGUUAGCUUUCAGCUCAGCUUAGCAGCUAGAACAAAGUGUGUCAGGUUAGCUAACCAAUUGGCUUAGCAGCCAAACCAGAUGGAUGAAGACUAGCUAAUAGUUCAAUUUAGCAGCCAAACCAGAUUAAGUCAGGUUAGCUAACGGUUAAAAAGGCUAAAAGAGAUCAUAUUUGAGUUAGCAGCUAAAGUCAGGUUAGCUAGCCACUUUGUUAAACGGCUAGACCUGAUUGAUUCAGGUUAAUUAACAUUUUAGAGGCUAAAUUAGACAAUGUUUGGGUUAGCAACUAAAUACAAUUGUGUCAGGUUUGCUAACUACUUGGUUUAGUAGCCAAACCAGAUGGAUGAAGACUAGCUAAUAGUUAAUGCUGCCUUGAAAUGGAACUCAUGGGUUUAUACAAAACAGGAAGUCUUGAACAUGAACUCAUGACUUCAGAGCUCUUAGAAAAUUUCAAUUUACAAGGUUGUGAGUGGCACAACAGGGGCAUUCAUAUGUCUUCGCUUGGUUAUAGUAACAAAGAACCAUUUGAAAGCAGCAUAAAUUUAGCAGCCAGACAAGAUUAAGUCAGGUUAGUUAACACUUAAAAAGGCUAAAACUGAUAAUGUUUGAGUUAGCAGCUAAACUGAAUUGUGUCAGGUCAGCUAACCACUUGGUUUAACAGAUAAACUAGACAAGGUAAGCUAGCUAACAGCUGAGGUCAGAAGGUACAAGAUAUUGAGCUGGCUUUCAGGUACGAACAUUGCUAAGUUCUCCAUUCAACUUAAAGUUUCACAUAGUCUUUUGAUCCUGGUUAACUUGAAUGAAAACCGUCUCUUCAAGUAGAGUUUUAGGCUUUUUUUUCUCAAGUUUUUUUUAAACGAACAUUGUCUAUCACAUUACAAGCAAAAAAACAUUCUGCAAAAUUAAUUGAGUUUAAUGUCUACAUUUUAAAAGGUGAAGUAAUUUUGGGCAAACAGUUUGUUCUUUUCUCACUUUAAUCAGUUUGCAUCAUCACACAUUGUGCUCAUUUCCUGAAAAGCCACAAGAACAAGUUAAAGCUUAGUCUGUAAACUUUAGGACACAUUAGCCUGAUGGAAACUAUUUUUGGAGGGGAGAAAUACAUUAGAAUUAACUUUAGUUCAUGUUUGCAGUUGAUAUCUGACCGUUCCUUCCAUCUGGCCACAUCCCUGCUCAGCAGAACCAUGUGUUAGAAAUGUAUGAAUCUGUGAGCAAAAUGUAAAGAAAGAAAUACGAUAUUUUGAAAAGCUGACAGCAAUAUGAAGACAUGACUUCAUGGCCAGUGUAGCUUAAAAAAAACCAAACCGUGGCUGAAGAGUGAUAUGACUGUUGCCAUUUAGCACAUCCCCCCUUUUCAUAUGCCAGUAAGUCAUACUAGACGACCUUAGAGGUGAUAUAUUUUAGGUCUGUAUGUUAGAUUAAAAAGUUGAGUCCCAACAGUAUAGUAGCAUCAUAAACUACAUAAACACAGUAAAUAAAUUGGAGGAGGUUGUUUAUUUAUUUGCUGAGGCACAGAUGACGUUUCCACUGCCUUCUGACAACAAGAUGUGUACUUUUGUUUGUUUGUUGGUUUGUCUCUUUGUUUGUUUAUGAGGAUGUCGCGUAACAAGAGUUUAAAAAAUGGUCUUAUUCCAAAAAGAAAAAAAAAACAUCUAGCAAGAGAAUAUGUAUAGCCUAUAAAAGGAUUUUGAGAAAUUAAAAAAAACAAACAAAAACUCUAUUACAGAUAGUCUAUCCCAGACAGUUUUAACACAAGAUUGAUACUUUACAGAUUAUAGGCCUACUGAGAUAUAAAGAUAAAAGAUUGCUAAAAUGAUAAAGAGUAAUAAAUAAAAUGACUAAUGUUUGA
This is a messenger RNA of Epinephelus fuscoguttatus (brown-marbled grouper), 4656 nucleotides long. It is a transcript of the gene nrn1a, whose product is annotated as neuritin 1a. Gene Ontology annotation, cellular component: plasma membrane. Lineage: Eukaryota; Metazoa; Chordata; Actinopteri; Perciformes; Serranidae. The transcript is spliced from 3 exons. Gene Ontology annotation, biological process: nervous system development; neuron projection extension. The record is from RefSeq and is a predicted model, not a curated record. The coding region runs from base 272 to 703 and encodes 143 amino acids.